ACUGUUAAAAUUACAUAAGAAUCAAAGAUGGCAGCCUCCAUAAUAGCCAGAACAAUUUUAGCAGGUUCAUGCAGAAAAACGCUCUGUUUUGUUUCAGCAAAUUCGGGUCAUCUGAGGCCAUUGCAUCGACUCUCUUCCAGCGGCCCUCCAAUUGACCCUCCACCCACAGAAGAGAUAUCUAUCCCUGAAUGGAAGCAGCCAGUUGAUGAAGCCAUUGAGCUGCAACGAGCCAGACUACUGUACCAGAGCCGUAAAAGAGGAAUGCUGGAAAAUGGUCUCUUGCUCAGCACUUUCGCAGCUCGGUAUCUUCCAACAUUUGACAAGACACAAUUAGAGCAGUAUGACUUCAUGAUCAACAAGCCUGAUAAUGACUGGGAUAUAUUCCACUGGGUGACAGAUCACAAACCAACACCAGAGGAGUUCAAGAGUGAUGUGAUGGACCUGUUGAAGAAACACGUCAGUAAUGUGAAUAUGGAAUCCAGGAUAAGACAACCCGAUCUUCCAGAAGAUGAAAUCCGACAAUAAAUUGAGGAUCUUUAACUCAGGUCUAUGGUCAUUCAAUACCAACAUGGUUGGAUUUAGAUAGAUUGCUAUGCUUGGUCCAGUGAUAAGCAAUUGUCCUUAAAGGCAGUGGACACUGUUGGUAAUUACUCAAAAUAAUUAUAAGCAUGAAACCUUACUUGGUAACGAG
This is a messenger RNA of Asterias rubens (European starfish), 691 nucleotides long. Its product is annotated as succinate dehydrogenase assembly factor 2, mitochondrial-like. Gene Ontology annotation, cellular component: mitochondrion. The transcript has 4 exons. NCBI's taxonomy places the organism in Eukaryota, Metazoa, Echinodermata, Asteroidea, Forcipulatida, Asteriidae. Gene Ontology annotation, biological process: tricarboxylic acid cycle; mitochondrial respiratory chain complex II assembly; mitochondrial electron transport, succinate to ubiquinone. Bases 28 to 525 code for a protein of 165 amino acids. The record is from RefSeq and is a predicted model, not a curated record.